AUGGCGAAAAAGUGCGUUCACAAGGGCUGCGGGAAGACGUACGAGAACGAGGAUGAGGAAUGCCUCUAUCAUCCUGGCCCGCCUGUCUUCCACGAGGGGCAGAAAGGCUGGAAAUGCUGCAAACCGCGCGUCCUGACCUUUGACGAGUUCCUUGCCAUCGAGCCCUGCGCUAAGGGACAGCACUCCGAUGUCGACGACACGCCCGAGCCCGAGAAGGUCGAGACGCCUGAUGUUCCCAAUGGCACCUCAGUCAAUCUUGGAUCGCUGUCAGAGUCGCUGCCGGCCCCUGCACCUCGUCUCCCCGCUGCGCAGGCAACGCCGCGAACUGCCACCCCUGCCCCCGCUCCCGAGUCUGAGGACGAUGACCCGAACACGCCAUUGAAGGAGGGCAUGACCUGCAGGAGAAAGGGCUGCGGUGAGACGUUCAAGGGCGGAAGCAGGGAGGGCGAGAGCUGUGUGCACCACCCCGGAGUGCCCAUCUUCCACGAGGGAAGCAAAGGGUACAGCUGCUGCAAGCGGAGAGUGCUGGAGUUUGACCAGUUCAUGAGCAUGGAGGGCUGCAAGACCAAGGACAGGCAUUUGUUCGUCGGGAAAGCGAAGAAGGAGGGCGAGGAGGAGAAGGUCGACACAGUCCGCCAUGAUUUCUACCAGACUGCUGCGACUGUUACCGCUUCUCUCUACUUGAAAAAGAUCGACAAAGCACACGCGAUCAUCGAUUUCCAGCCCGAUCAUGUCAACCUCGAUCUCCGCACGUCCGACAGCAAGCGCUACAACACCAAGUUCCCAUUGUACGCCGGCAUCAAGCCAGAGGAGAGUAAAUUCAGGAUUCUAGGCACCAAGCUGGAGAUGACGCUCGCCAAGGCAGACGGCACAAGCUGGCCAGUGCUACGGAGCGACGACAGGUUGACCGGUGAAAUGAUCCAGGUUGGCAGAGCAGGCAUGGCCUGA
Messenger RNA from Boeremia exigua, 948 nucleotides. RefSeq names its product HSP20-like chaperone. Bases 1 to 948 code for a protein of 315 amino acids. The record is from RefSeq and is a predicted model, not a curated record. NCBI's taxonomy places the organism in Eukaryota, Fungi, Ascomycota, Dothideomycetes, Pleosporales, Didymellaceae. The transcript is spliced from 3 exons.